AUGGCGCCUCUGGGUGCUCUUGCCGUCAGCCUUGUCUCCCCAAUUGGGUGUCCGCCCAAGUGCGUCGGUGACUCCGUUUUGGGGGCCAAGACUCCGUCGGCUCCGUUCAGGGUGACAAGCUCCGCUCCCGUCGCACUUCGCCCUCCGACGCGUCUUCCCCUGAAGCGCUUUUCGCGGCUCCCCGCCACGUCAUGUACCGCGGCAGAGGCGAGCCAGAGCGCCGGUGCCGCCGGGAGCACCGCCGCUAGCAGCGCGGAUGACACGCACCGCAGCCGCAGCGACAGGAGCGGCAGUGGCGGCAGCAGCAAUGGCGGCGGCAGCGGCUCGUCGUCGUCGUCGUCAUCGGUGCCGUCGCCCUUCGCGUUCGUGGGGUUGGACUACUACCAGAUCCUCGGCGUGCCCGUCGGCGCGCCCCCCGCCGACAUCCGCCGCGCGUACCGCGCGCUGCAGAAGAAAUACCACCCCGACAUCGCGGGCGCUCAGGCGCACGAGAUGGCGCUGAAGCUGAACGAGGCGUACGACACGCUCAUGGACGACACGCGCCGCGCGUCGUACGAGAAGGAGUGGCGCGACGCGGCCGUGGCGGGGUACGUGGGGUUCACGGGGCAGCCGCGCAGCGCGUGGGCGGCGCCGGAGGGGCAGCAGCAGGCGAUCUUCGUCGACGAGGCUGCGUGCAUCGGCUGUCGCGAGUGUGUGUUCGCCGCCAGCCGCACGUUCCACUUCGACGCGGAGGCCGCCGUGGCACGCGUGCACACGCAGUGGGGCGACGCGCUGCCCGCCGUCCAAUCAGCCAUCGACAGCUGCCCCGUCAGCUGCAUCCACACAGUGACACGUGGCGACCUCCCCAUCCUCGAGUUCCUCGUGCAGCCGCGGGAGAGGGAGAGCAAGGGCAUCUUUGGGGGCGGCUGGGAGCCCGGGCACCCGAUCAAUAUCUUCGCUGCUGCCCGCGAGUUCAAGCGCAAGCUAGAGAGCCAGCAGGAUGGGGCGGAGCGCCGGCGGGCAGCCACGUCAGCAGCAGAGCAGGAGACGCCAGCUCAGCGUGCCGCCCGUCAGGAGGCGGACGCGAGGAUGAACGGUAUGGGCGGCGGGUUUUGGCAGAAGUGGGCGCAGGCAUGGGGGGCGUGGGGGGGACCAGGGGGGGAGUCAGGCGCGGAUGGGGGGGAGGGCAGCUCUCAGUGGGCCAGGGCGAAUGCAGCAAGCAGCACUGGCAGCAGCACUAAUGGCAGCAGCGAGGGUAACAGUGAGGGUAGCCGUGAAGGUGGGAGGCAGGCAGGUGGGGGGAGGGGAGAGGAAGGAGGAAAGGGAGGAGGAGGAGGUGGAGGAGGAAAGGAAGGGAAGAAGGGGGGGUGGUUCCCGUGGCAUGCAAUGCUGGGCACAGCAGCAUCGUCGGAGAUUCUCAGGCAGCCGGCCGGGGAGGGAGCCAAGGAGGAGCUCAUAGCAUUCAUUCAGCAGUGGGCCACGCUCUGGUCUUUUUCCUCCGAGCUGCCCCUUCCUCUGCCCGUCCGCGUGGACAACCAAUCGGACGGCACCGAGCUGACGCUGGUCACCAUGCGCGGCGAUCUCCUCACGUCCGUCGGAUCGUUCGCGACUGGCAUGCUCUCGCGCCUCCCCGCGCUCCUCUCGUUCCUCUUCCGCUGCGCGCGCGCCGUCCUCCUCCUCUUCCUCGUGCUGCUGUCCGACGCGCUCGGCUUUCCGCUCGCCACCCGGGUCGUGCGGCUGUGGGAGGAGUGGUUUUGCCGCCUCGAGCACCGUGAGGAGGAGUCGCAUCGCGACGCCGAGUCGUAUCGCUUGUGCUCGAAUUGCUCGCUGCCUAAUUCAUCGCAGUCUGCCUCGUCCCGUUGCACAGGCGUCACAGGGAACACAGGGGUCACAGGAGACACUGAAUUUACCUCGUCACAGGCGUUCACCUUGUUGACAGGAGGCACAGUAGUCACUCAUUCCACCUCGCUGACGGCCAUGGCGCAUCGCCUCUGCGGCCGAUGUGUCUCCUCCACCGCCUCAGCCUUCCCCGCCGCCAAAUCUGCCGCUUUCCCCGCCGCAACUCACGCUCUCCACUCACACCUCUCCACCGCCACGAGCGGGAGCAGCCCCUUCGCGCAUCGUUCCUCACCCCCCGUUCCGGUGCUCCGUAGGUGUCGCCCGACAGCCAAUUACCCGCCGCCACGUGGCGCCAAGGCGUGGUGGUACCAGCCAUGGCUGGCGCAUUCCGCCGUUACCGGCGCGCGCAGGCUGCUCCCCGCCGCGGGGGGAGGGGGAGGCCCGGGGGGAGCAAGCGCGGGGGGGAGGCGUUACGUGGGGACGGUUCCGCCCGCAGCUGGCGGGAGGGCAGUGGGCGUGACGAGAUGCGAGGGGGGAGGCGGCAUGUACACGUGGCCUGAUCCGACGGUCAGUAGGAAGCCACGGGGAGGGAGGAAAGGAGAAUACUACGGGUGCAUAUCAUGGAUACGUUUCAGGGGAUGCUUUAGCCAACUCUCGCAUCCACCUGUCUGCGGGUUUCCCAGUGUCGCCGGCACCUCUCUCGCCCCUCUUCGUCCCCAUCCUUCCGUCCCCCCACCUUCUGACUUUUAUUCCACCACUCGGUCCCCCUCCCUUCCCGCUCUCCUCCCACCUUCUUCCCCGGAUGUUGUUCUACAUCUCACCCCUCCUCCCCCCUCUCCUCCGCUUCCCCUCCCCCCCUCGCAGAGGCCGCGAGUGUGUGUACUGGGCGGCGGGUUCGGGGGCCUGUAUGCGGCGCUGCGGCUGGACUCGCUGCUGUGGAGCGACGAGCGCCGCCCACAGGUGCUGCUCGUGGACCAAUCAGAGCGCUUCGUGUUCAAACCGCUGCUGUACGAGCUGCUCUCGCAAGACGUCACGGUGUGGGAGAUAGCACCCAAGUUCUCGGACCUCCUCAGAAGCACGCAAGUGGCGUUCCUGCAGGACGGCGUGCAGGCAGUGCACGUGAUUAAGGGUGGGGCAGCUGACGUGGCAGGAGAUAACGGUGGACGCGUGCGAUUGGCUUCUGGAGUGGAGGUGGAAUACGAUUGGCUGGUGUUGGCGUUGGGCGCUCAGACCAACAUGGCCGUCCCGCCAGGCGCCAAGGGGCGAGCUCUGCCCUUCAGCACCCUCGACGACGCUCUGGCAGUGGAUCGGCGUUUGCUGCUGCUGGAGAAGCAGUGGCAGGCGGCCAAGGAAGCAGGGGAGGACCCAGCGCCCAUCCGAGUGGUGGUGGUGGGGGCGGGCUAUGCGGGGGUGGAGCUCGCGUGCACGGUGGGGGAGCGGGUGGGCAGUAAGGGGAGCAUUGAGAUUGUCGACCCCGCUGCUGCUGUGUGCCCCGCUGCUGCUCCUGGCAACAGGCGCGCUGCAGAGAGGGCGCUCAAGGAGAGGGGAGUGCAACUGCGCCUGGGCACCAAGGUCACACGCAUGGCGGAUGCCACUCACUCCUCCUCCCCCUCCUCCUCCUCAUCAUCAUCAUCAUCCUUAUCAGCCGCCUCCUCAUUCCCCCAUUCGGACUCAGACUCAUCUCCUUUCGCCGUGCCAGCAGCGCGCCUCUUCCUCGAGGCAGCAUCACCCGGCAGCACUGGGAAGGAGAGUGAGAGUGAGAUGGAGGCGGAUAUAGUUCUCUGGACCGUCGGCAGCUCGCCUGUGCUCCCAGCCUCUGCCUCAGAAGAAGCUUUAUCAGAAACAUCAGGAGGAGCAGGGGGAGCGGGAGGGGAGGGGGCGGUGCAGUGGUUGAGGAGGACAGCGAGGGGGCAGGCGGAUGUGGAGGAGAGUCUGAGAGUGAAGGGGCUCACCAGGGUGUUCGCCCUUGGGGAUGCCGCAUGCGUGCCGGACGGCAACGGGCGGCCACUGCCGGCCACAGCUCAGGUGGCAUUCCAGCAGGCGGACUACGUGGGGUGGAACAUCUGGGCUGCCAUCAACAACCGCCCCCUGCUGCCCUUCAGGUACCAGCAUCUGGGCGAGCUGGUGCUGCUGGGGUCCAAGGAUGCAGCAGCCUCCGUGGGCUUCAUUGAUGACUUUCUCAUUGAGGGGCGCGCGGCGCACACAGCUCGCAAGCUAGCAUACCUGUACCGGUUGCCAACCAAUGAGCACAGGGCACGUGUUGGGGUGAGCUGGUUGACACGUGCCAUUGUGGACGGCAUCUCAGAGGCGCAGAACCUUCUGGCAGCUGCUACCAAGGGUCAAGGGGACAAGAAAUGA
This is a messenger RNA of Closterium sp. Naga37s-1, 4176 nucleotides long. The record is from the annotation of a GenBank genome assembly. Lineage: Eukaryota; Viridiplantae; Streptophyta; Zygnematophyceae; Desmidiales; Closteriaceae.